AUGCCGGCCACCACGGGAAGAGCUGACCUCCCGCCGACAAAAACUAUAAUUGUCUACAGGAACGGAGACGCUUUCUUCCCCGGAAGGAAAAUAGUUGUGAACCCGCGGCAGGUGACGACCUUUGACCAUUUUUUGACCUCUCUGACCAGAGGGCUUGAGGCUCCGUUUGGCGCCGUGAGGAAGCUGUACACUCCCAGAGAGGGCCACAAGGUUCAUCAUUUAGACGACUUGAAACAUGGGAGUGUGUAUGUCGCAGCCGGAAACGAGCAGUUCAAAAAGCUGGAAUAUUGUGAGAUAGCAACCAAGAAGCCACAGAAUAAGAAAAGGGAACAGAUCCGACCUGUUGUUCACAGCAGAAUAGUAGUUUCUGCUCGCUGGGGAAGAACUACAGAUGAGUCCUGCACAAUAAAUGUCUUUACCAACGGAGAGGUCUUAGUUCCUCCAGUUCGAAUACGGAUCCCAAAGUAUACUCUCAGAAGCUGGGAAAAUGUUUUAGGCAUGGUGACAGAGAAAGUGCGACUUCGCACUGGUGCUGUUUACAGGCUUUGCACAUUAGAUGGACAUCCUGUCUGCGGUCCCGUUGAACUGGAGAACAACCAGCACUAUGUUGCAGUCGGUGCAGAAAAGUUUAAAGCUCUCCCGUAUGAGCAGUGCGUCCCCUGCAGGGAUAGAAUCAGGGAAAAUCACAUGUUGGAAGGCCACUACAUCCUGCCUGCUAUUAGAAAGACAAGACAUGCAAAGGAUGUGUUUGCUCGUACAGGCUUUAGAGAGGACCUUGAGCACACAGCCAGGGGCCAGAUGAAGAAACACACAGCCAAACUGGAGAGAACCAAACAACAGAGGCAGGUGUCCAGGAACCCAGUUCUCUUCACGACGGGGGAGGGCAGCGUGUUCAAUGCACAAAACAAAAGAAGUGAGAUGGCAGGAGCAGCGGAGGUGCAGGAAGACCGCCAGCUUAAGGUGGACCUGCCAAUUGAUCAGGUUGAGGCCAAGAUAGUUGACGAGGAGAACGAGGAUGGGAGUUGUUAUGCGAGUCCCUGCAAGGCCUCCCUCCAUGAUUCAGACAGCUCAUGUCUGCAGAGGUCUUUGUCUACAGGUUCCAGGAAGGAUGAGAGGGAGGUGUGUUCCACGUUACGCAGAAUGCGGUCACGGAUGUCCCAGUUUUUCAAGGUGGAUCCCGAUCUUACAGUGACAACACAGGGGCAAAGAACAUCGUCAAUAUGGCAUUCACAACUGCUGUUAUUUCCCCCAGGACUUGGAAUCACACAUUUGAAACAAUCCUCCAGGGACACAUUUAGACAACAGACCAAUCCAAACUGCUGGUAACUCACACCUCACUGUCUCACUGCUGCUUUUAACAGACUUUUAAAAGGGAAAAAGGAUAAAGAGAGAAAAAGGUAGAUAGAUCUAUGGACUCUAUUAGUUGUCACAAUCUGUGUUUAUUUGUAAAUGUUUUUUUGCACUGGAAAUAUGUAAAAAAACAAAAAAAACAAUGCAAGAACAAACACAUUGCAAUACAAUUUUAAUAAAAUACAAUAAUGUGUAUGUAUGUUCAAGACCUGAGGCUCAACAGAAAGGUCCUAAGUCUGUUUUUAUUGUUUCUGAGAGAUGCAAAUUCCUUUUUCACUACCCCACAGAAGUGAUCUUUACCUUAGAAAGACUCUACUGAAAAACGGGGUAAUACACUGCAGAGGUAUUUAGAGAAAAUGAUAAAUCCACAAAGGUGUCAUCAUCAUGGUGAUUCCAUUAAAGGUAUGAUUACUGUCCCAGAUGUCAGUGAUGAUGGAGGCAACAAGGAGGUGUGUUAUAUUAGUCCCCAACGCCUGACAACCAUAAUAUCUUUCCUCUUUUACAACCUAACUUUCUCUUACUCCACAAGGAGACAUUUUCACUCUGCUGCUUUGAUAUGCCUGGCUGCUUGGUAGCUGUUGUAGAAAAAAAACCUCCCACUGCACCGACAGGUGUCUGAUUUCUAUUCCCAUGGCAAACACACGCCACAGCUAGAUGCAGAUUGCCUGUGGAGAUCACCGAUUGUGCAAAAUAAUAGUGUAUCUGGAAAUACUGGCCCUGGGACAGUCUACAGGCCUUCAGAUGAAAUGUAUGUUUGAGAGGAAAUGAUACAACAGUGAGGGAGUGAUUGCCAUAAUGAUAGAUCCCUAACCAGACAUUUUUCAUAAAUCGAAAGAAGGCGUUUAGGCCUGAAAAGAAUCAAGAAUGGGUAUGUCAAAGUGUGAAACAAAUUUGGAGAAAAUGUUUUGGUACUAAAUUGCUGCAUCAUGGAUGCUUGGGAUGCUUGAAGGUAAUGGAGUUCACGUUCGGGUAGAAUCAGUCAAUCCAUGAAAGUUUGGAAAGACUUGUUGACAGACUUUGAUCAAGUUUUUCAUCUGGCUUGUCUUAAAUUAUUUUUUUGAUUGAUGGGUUUAUAUUUGACAUAAUGCACUGCUGAAGCAUGAAUAAAUGGAAUCAUUUUUACAUAUA
Molecule: messenger RNA, 2478 nt
Organism: Dicentrarchus labrax (European seabass)
Lineage: Eukaryota; Metazoa; Chordata; Actinopteri; Moronidae
Product: doublecortin domain-containing protein 2
Exons: 11
Coding region: 1-1326 (441 amino acids)
Biological process (GO): intracellular signal transduction
Cellular component (GO): microtubule organizing center; microtubule
Source: RefSeq, a predicted model, not a curated record